Molecule: messenger RNA, 1209 nt
Organism: Girardinichthys multiradiatus
Lineage: Eukaryota; Metazoa; Chordata; Actinopteri; Cyprinodontiformes; Goodeidae
Gene: rsph3
Product: radial spoke head 3
Exons: 8
Coding region: 129-1136 (335 amino acids)
Cellular component (GO): cilium
Source: RefSeq, a predicted model, not a curated record
ACUUCCUGGAGACGGUUGCUACAACAGUUGAGCACUUGACAGCUUCCAAGCAGACGUCUUACUUGCUACGUAUCAGCGCAAAUUUGAACUGGAUCCCAGUAAAUAAAAGCUGGGACGGUUUCAGGACCAUGGCUCUCCCUUCCUACAGCCUCAGAGACCCAAACGGAAUGUACACUUUCUCAAGUCGGCCCAGACCCGUUGAGAUCCGCUCCAAAUACAGAGAACCUGCGCCCGAACAAACCCAGCGCCAGUAUGGAAACAUUAUGUAUGAUCGUCGGGUCGUCAGAGGAAAUACCUUCGCCCAGUACCCCAUUCCUAGACAGACUGAUCAGUCAGACCCUGCUAAACAGCAAGCAUUCAAGAGGAGAGCUAUUGCAAGAAGACAGGCCAGGGUGCAUUUACGAACCAAGUCUCCUGAAGCUCUGCAGGGUAGACAACAUGUUGAUGUGCAAACAGAUCUUUACCUUGAAGAACUGAGCAAUGUCAUUGAAGCUACAGACAUUGAUUGUCAGACUGAUGAGUUCCUGGAUAAACCAGCAACUCCGCUCUUCAUUCCUGCCAAAUCUGGGGUAGAUGCUGGAACACAGAUAGAGGAGGGAGAAUUGUUUGACUUUGACCUGGAGGUGCAGCCUGUCUUGGAGGUCCUGGUAGGGAAGACGAUUGAACAGUCCCUGCUGGAGGUGAUGGAGGAGGAGGAGCUGGCCUGCCUGAGGACCCAGCAGAGGAUCUUCCAAGAGCUCCGAAACAAUGAGCUAGCAGAGGUGCAGCGUCUGCAGGAGCAGGAGAGACGCCGUCGAGAGGAGAAAGAGCUUAGAGUUGCCCAACAGAAGGAGGCGCUGAAGAAAGAACGGGAGACUGCAGAGAAGAUCGCCGCCCAGGCAUUCAGCCAGCAGUACUUGGCUGGCCUCCUCCCUUCAGUCUUCACCUCUCUGAGAAACCACGGCUACUUUUAUGACCCUGUGGAGAAAGAUAUUGAGGUUAAUUUCCUCCCGUGGCUCAUGGCUGAGGUCAACGACCAACUAAAGAAGAGAUUCGUUGCAAGAGAACUGCUAGACACCAUCAUCUAUGAGGUCUCUCAGAAAAGACUGGAAGAGUUUAAUCGUCUGGAGACACGUCAAGACAGCUCUGACCCAUGAAAAGACCUGCUGACCAGCAAAUGUUUCCAUCAGAAAUAAAUGUUUUAUUUAUUUCUAUUAACCCAACUCACAA